Messenger RNA from Conger conger (European conger), 3716 nucleotides. RefSeq names its product YME1-like 1b (gene yme1l1b). Gene Ontology annotation, molecular function: ATP binding; ATP hydrolysis activity; metalloendopeptidase activity. The transcript is spliced from 18 exons. Bases 134 to 2284 code for a protein of 716 amino acids. Lineage: Eukaryota; Metazoa; Chordata; Actinopteri; Anguilliformes; Congridae. The record is from RefSeq and is a predicted model, not a curated record. Gene Ontology annotation, biological process: mitochondrion organization; protein quality control for misfolded or incompletely synthesized proteins. Gene Ontology annotation, cellular component: mitochondrial inner membrane.
CGCUCCGUCUGACCUCUCUCGAAGAAACCAUUUCAGUCACAACAGUGGAACACCGGUGAAACCGAAAGGGCAGUACCGCUAGCUAUCUAUCUAGCCCGGAACUAACACUGGUCAACCAGUGACAGUUUUUGAAAUGUUUUCCUUCUCAACUACAGUCCAACCGCAGGUGACUGUCCAUCUCAUCAAUGCUUUCCAUUCCCUGAAGGGUUCGGCGGCGGCCAGCCCAAAUCAGAAUCACAAGCGAGACACCAGUCCGGAAAAUGAUCAGCAAAACAGGGAGCCCACACUCAGCCUGAGGGACCUAGGUCUGGCUGACCUGAGAACAGAGCAGCUGGGCGAGCUGGUGGGCCGGCUGCUACCAUGCCUGAGCCACGCCCACAACCUCCACAGGCCCCUCCCCCAGCCGAGUGGGUGGAGGGCGUCCCACGUCUCCUCCAGCUCCUUCUUCCAGAAUAAACACGGGUUCUUAGAUAGGACAGCAGGUGUUCUGGGGGUCCCAGCAUUUUGCAGACAGAGGCCCUCUCCUGUACAGACCGUCUGCACAGAUCUUCAGUACCUGCCAGUGUUGAUCCAAGCCAGAGGCUUUAAAACCCUGAAAUCCAAGACCAGACGUCUGCAGUCCAGCAGCGAGCGCCCUGUGGAGUCAGAAGGCUAUACUCCAUCCUUUAUGAAGGGCCUCCUCACGAGGGAUAAGGUCCCGCACGUGGACUCUCUGGCCGAGCUGCUGAGGAAUAAGAACAUUCCGGAGGCCCAGCAUGACUCCUUCAAGACCGGCUUUCUGGAGGGCAUCAUGAGAUCCCAGGCCCACUCCCUGCGCUUACAAGAAACUUUCAGGAAGUCCCGGAUGAUUGUGUGGGUCCUCCUUAUCCUGGGCGUCUACGUCCUCUACAAAUACAGCUUUUUAUCGGUGCGGUUCCGGGCCCCCCCAGGCAUGGACAUGGCCAUGGACCCGGUCCAGAUUAAGAACGUGACCUUCGAGCAUGUGAAGGGCGUGGAGGAGGCCAAGAACGAGCUGCUGGAGGUGGUGGAGUUUCUCAAGAACCCUCAGAAGUUCACCGUUCUGGGAGGGAAACUGCCCAAAGGUGUGUUGCUGGUCGGCCCCCCGGGCACUGGUAAAACCCUGCUGGCGCGGGCAGUGGCCGGCGAGGCAGACGUGCCCUUCUUCUAUGCCUCUGGCUCAGAGUUCGAUGAGAUGUUCGUGGGUGUGGGGGCUAGCCGCAUCAGGAACCUCUUCAAGGAGGCCAAGGCCAACGCCCCCUGCGUGGUGUUCCUUGAUGAGCUGGACAGCGUGGGGGGGAAGAGGAUCGAGUCUCCCAUGCACCCCUACUCCAGACAGACCAUCAACCAGCUGCUGGCGGAGAUGGACGGGUUCAAACCCAAUGAAGGAGUCAUUGUCAUCGGUGCCACAAACUUCCCUGAAGCUCUGGAUAAUGCUUUGAUCCGACCUGGACGCUUCGACAUGCAAGUUGCAGUUCCCAGACCAGACGUGAAAGGGCGCACGGAGAUCCUCAAGUGGUACCUCAGAAAAAUUAAAGUAGACCCUGAUAUUCAGGCAGAGGUCAUCGCUAGGGGAACAGUGGGGUUCACCGGGGCGGAGCUGGAGAACCUGGUCAACCAGGCGGCUCUGAAGGCUGCAGUGGACGGCAAAGACAUCGUCUCCAUGACAGAGCUGGAGUUCGCCAAGGACAAGAUGCUCAUGGGUCCAGAGCGCCGGAGUGUGGAGAUAGAUGCGAAGAACAAGAAAAUAACCGCCUACCACGAGUCCGGCCACGCCAUCGUUGCGUACUACACCAAAGACGCCAUGCCCAUCAACAAAGCCACAAUCAUGCCACGGGGCGCUACUCUGGGUCAUGUGUCCAUGCUCCCAGAGAACGAUCGCUGGAGUGAGACACGCUCGCAGCUGCUGGCUCAGAUGGACGUGAGCAUGGGCGGGCGGGUCGCUGAGGAGCUUGUGUUUGGGGCAGAGAACAUCACCAGCGGUGCAUCCAGUGACUUUGACAAUGCCACAAAAAUAGCAAAAAUGAUGGUUACUCACUUCGGCAUGAGCGACAAGCUCGGCGUGAUGACGUAUAAUGACCUCUCCAAGCAGAGCCCAGAAACACAGGCUGCUAUCGAACAGGAAGUGAGGAUACUUCUGAGGGACUCAUACGAGCGCGCUAAAAACAUCCUGAAGACACACACCAAAGAGCACAAGAGCCUAGCGGAAGCCUUGCUGACCUACGAGACGCUGGACGCCAAGGAGAUCCAGAUGGUCGUUGAGGGAAAGACACUGGACUGCAGAUGAUGCGCUCCGCACCACCUAGGAUGUAAAUAAGCAGAAUUGUCAGGGAGGCCGGACAUCAAGCAGGAAAACAAACGCUUGUUUUUCCUUUCGCCCUGCUCAUGUACAGUGCACUUUCUCCCCGUCCGUUUAUCCUUGUUUCAUCGUGAAGGCCUUCCUCUUCCUCUCCUUGGCUUUCCCUUCCUCUCUCAGGGCCGUGGCCAUUUGCAUCGACACCCUCAGUCACCCCAUUUCUACCAUUCUUGCUUGGUUUGGACCUCCGUGGGAUCUGUUACUUGACCAGGUUCAGGAUCUGUGGCAUGAUCGGUGUGAUUCUUCCCUCACCAGACUUGUUCCUCAGUGUGCGCUUGACAUAUGCUGAGGAAUCCGGACUUUUCGCAUUGGCAUGCUAAUCCGUUCUAUGCCUUCUCGUGUAAUCUGUGGUUUGUGUGGGGCAGGUCGGAGGUGUGGUUCAAAGCAGCCUGUCAGAUCCUUGACUUCCUGUGCAUACAGGAAAUUAGACCAGUAAACUUGAAUGUAGAUUUCAGUUUCACACACGCACUUAAUGUAUUACAUAUGCUGUAUAAACCAUGAGGAGGACAUGGCUUGCAGUGUGUUGUACUGUGAUUUGUGUCAUAAUCUGACAUAAUACAGCUUUGUCCUGUAAAUGCCUCAUUUGCUGUAUAUUUGCUGUAAAUCUUCUGAUGUGUAUAUCUGAAGGAUUGAACCCACGUGCAUAAGUAGGGAUCUUCAACAUCACAAUGUACAGUGAAUAGAUAUUGUUUUGUGUGAUAAAGGCUUUUUUAAUGUGAGCUUGAGAGUAUAUACAGGUAUCAUUAUGGGUCAAAUAUUAUUUAAAAUCAUACUAUGGAAAAACAGUCAAGAGAUGUCAGAGGGGAAGACACUGGAAAUGGUGUUGUGUAAUCUCCAGUUGUAUGGCUCAUAAACAGUUUUCCCAGAAUGCUGUUUGUGAAGGACAGGGCUCCAACCAUGAUUUAUAAAUGCAUUAUAUCUGUCUAAUAUUUAUAAGGUUUGUGUUUGAGGUAGAUUCAGUAUGUGAAACACUAGAUUUAUUUUCCAGAGUACGGGAUAAUCUUUGCAGUGUCUCUUCUGCAGACUUCUUCAGCAAUACCUAGUUGCACCCCCCCUCUGUAUCAACAUAUUUUUUUUGUGCAAGUUAUUUGUGUAUGUUAUAAAAGUAUCAUUUAUGUAUAUUAUAAAGAAUCCCAAGUGUAUUGACCUAACUAUAGGUUUAAGCCAUAAUUUCUGCUAUUUAGCCAUGUUAAAUUUAGCUGUAGAAGGCAUGUGAGGGAUCAGUGUAUAAAUUGGUGACAAUGCAUUUGCCUGUGUAUGCAACAUUUGCUUUUUAAAUGGGCCUCCAUGCUUUUCCAUUUUUCAAAAUCGCCAAAAAAGAUGGACAAAUGUUUCUGAAGUUAAUAAAAUCUGAUUGACGUCU